AUGGCAACCAUCAACACGCCCGUGAGCGUCGCCGAGGUGACGCAGCAGGCGGGAAACUACACAUAUGACGCCCACAUCCCGCUCGCCAACUGGCUGCGAACGGCCAACACCAUGCAGAAAGAGGCCCAAGUCUACGAAGCCGAGGGCAACGACGCGCAAACCUAUCUCCUGCUAUAUCGCCAUGCCGACCUCGUCCUCCAGAAGCUGCAGGGCCAUCCAGACCGCUCUAAGCCCGAGAACCGCAAAGCGCUGAAUGCUGCCACUGCCGCCGUCAGUCGUGACCUCAAGAAGCUCGAGGAGAUAGCCCCCCGCAUCAAAAAGAGACACGAAGAGCACGAGGCACGCCGCAAGAGACAGCAAGAGGCGCUCAAGUCGCUCGAAGGGAAGAGCAUCAGGCUCGUUCCUCAGGAGCUCGACGGACAGGCCAUCAACCCAAGAUCAUACGAUUCAAGACGCACCAUCGAUGCGCGCGCCCAAGAGAACCACUCGCUGGCUGCAAGGCUGGCACAACGAGAAGUACGCAGGAGAGACACCCUCAAGAGAGGCGUGCGGCAGCACGGUGUGUCUGCAGAAGAAGAACAGGUGCGGCGUAGUGGCGGCGCCUGGGAUACUUGGCAGGACGAACUGGUGCAGCAAGGCGGCCAUGGAGACGACCUCUCGAGCCAGCUACAAGAGGUGGUAAGACUCCAGCAGGGUGACCAUAGAACAUCCUACUCUUCACGUCCAACGUCUCAACCAGCAUCCCCAUACCACUACCCAGCUGUUCCCCACAAGACAGCACAAGACACAUUACCUGACUCCCGUUCAGCACCAGCCCGGCCCCCAAAGGAACAAAUAUACAGGCCCUCUGGCCCACCAUCCGCUCCUCCACCCCUACCACCCAAGCCAUCAUCCUCUCCAUACGACCCGCGAUACGAAUCACGUCCGCCACCCGUUCCAGGCAAAGUUUCAGACGGUGCUCCGCCAUUGCCAAGCAAGGUACACGACGCACGCCCGCCCACGCCGUCUGGUGAACUCGACGAGUUUACCUUUAAACCCUCGGCCUUUCUUGAAAAUGGAGAUCCGCUUCGUCCAGUCUUCCUGCCGUCCCAACUCCGCCACCAGUUUCUUUCUCUUGCAUCUUCAAACACUCGUCUGAACCUCGAAACGUGCGGCAUGCUGUGUGGAAUCUUGAAAUCCAAUGCCCUCUUCAUUACCCGCUUGAUCAUUCCCGAACAGACGAGUACCAGCGACACGUGCGAGACUCUGAAUGAGGAGGAGCUAUUUGAUUACUGUGACAAGGAAGAGUUGAUGGUCCUGGGCUGGAUCCAUACACAUCCAACGCAGACAUGUUUUAUGAGUAGUAGAGAUUUACACACUCAUGCUGGCUACCAGGUCAUGAUGCCAGAAAGCAUUGCGAUUGUGUGCGCCCCGACAAAGCAGCCUAGCUGGGGCUGUUUCCGCCUUACCGAUCCACCCGGUAAACAGGCAAUUCUGAAUUGCACCCGUCCUGGCAUCUUCCACCCUCACGACGUUGACAACAUCUACACCGAAGCACUCAAACCAGGACAUGUCGUGGAGCUGACAGAUGCGCCUUUGGAACUUGUCGAUAUGAGGCCUAAAAAGAAAUUUUGCUAAAAGGGCCUAUCAAAGCGGCUACGACGACAUGUACAAAGGCUUAUGAAUUCUUGGACCCC
Messenger RNA from Exserohilum turcica Et28A, 1676 nucleotides. RefSeq lists its product as uncharacterized. The coding region runs from base 1 to 1617 and encodes 538 amino acids. Gene Ontology annotation, biological process: protein K63-linked deubiquitination. Gene Ontology annotation, molecular function: metal-dependent deubiquitinase activity; K63-linked deubiquitinase activity; protein binding. The record is from RefSeq and is a predicted model, not a curated record. The transcript has 3 exons. Gene Ontology annotation, cellular component: endosome; membrane. Lineage: Eukaryota; Fungi; Ascomycota; Dothideomycetes; Pleosporales; Pleosporaceae.